Sapajus apella (tufted capuchin) is the source of this 1810-nucleotide messenger RNA. RefSeq names its product gypsy retrotransposon integrase 1 (gene GIN1). The transcript is spliced from 9 exons. Gene Ontology annotation, biological process: DNA integration. The coding region runs from base 111 to 1721 and encodes 536 amino acids. NCBI's taxonomy places the organism in Eukaryota, Metazoa, Chordata, Mammalia, Primates, Cebidae. Gene Ontology annotation, molecular function: nucleic acid binding. The record is from RefSeq and is a predicted model, not a curated record.
CGGGUAGUUCCGCUUCCGGCAGCGCCAGAUAAAUCUCAAGAGGAAGCUUAAAUCCUGUCGUUUGAAUUUAGGACCACCUCGGGGACAAAGUGUACAAAGCUUAACCAAAUAUGAUCCUGACAUUCCUCUUGCAAAACUACAAGUUGUUCACAAUGGUCCGUAGUGGAAAAAAUGGUGAUCUUCAUCUUAAACAGAUUGCAUAUUACAAACGAACUGGUGAAUAUCAUCCAACUACACUGCCAAGUGAAAGAAGUGGCAUAAGAAGAGCAGCAAAAAAAUUUGUCUUCAAAGAAAAAAAGCUGUUUUAUGUUGGAAAAGACAGAAAACAAAAUCGUUUGGUAAUUGUUUCAGAAGAGGAAAAAAAGAAAGUCUUAAGAGAAUGCCAUGAAAAUGACAGUGGAGCUCAUCAUGGGAUAUCCAGGACCCUCACUCUGGUAGAAUCCAAUUAUUAUUGGACAUCUGUGACCAAUGAUGUCAAACAGUGGGUAUACGCUUGUCAGCAUUGCCAAGUAGCAAAAAAUACAGUUAUUGUAGCACCGAAACAGCACCUUCUCAAGGUGGACAAUCCAUGGAGUUUAGUUACUGCUGAUCUGAUGGGGCCUUUUCAUACAAGCAACAGAAGUCAUGUGUAUGCUAUAAUCAUGACAGAUUUAUUCACCAAAUGGGUUAUGAUUUUGCCUCUUUGUGAUGUUUCAGCAUCAGAAGUUUCUAAAGCUAUUAUCAAUAUAUUUUUCUUAUAUGGACCUCCUCAGAAAAUAAUAAUGGACCAAAGAGAUGAAUUCAUUCAACAGAUCAAUGUUGAACUGUGCAGAUUGUUUGGCAUAAAGCAAAUUGUAAUUUCUCCUGCCUCUGGAACUGUUAAUCCAACAGAAAGUACACCUAGCACAAUCAAAACAUUUCUCUCCAAACACUGUGCUGACCACCCAAACAAUUGGGAUGAUCACCUGUCAGCUGUUUCAUUUGCCUUCAAUGUAACUCACUUGGAGCCUACAAAAAAUACACCAUAUUUUCAAAUGUUUAAUCGAAAUCCUUAUAUGCCUGAGAGUUCAGAUAGCGUUCAUGAAGUGGAUGGUGAUAAUGCAAGUAUGUUUGCCAAAAUUCUAGAUGCAAUUAAAGAAGCUGAUAAAAUAAUGGAGAAUAAGACAACUUCAAUGGGCCAGAUGGAGAACAACAAUUUGGAUGAACUAAAUAAAAGCAGGAUCAUUGUUAAAAAGAAACCAAAGCAAUUAAAUCCAUUUCACUUAAAAGUGGGUCAUGAAGUUUUAAGACAAAGGAAAAAUUGGUGGAAGGAUGGUCGUUUUCAGUCUGAAUGGGUUGGUCCUUGUGUCAUAGACUAUAUUACAGAAAGUGGAUGUGCUGUCCUGAGAGACAACACUGGGGCUAGACUGAAAAGACCUAUCAAAAUGUCUCACCUUAAGCCCUACAUAAGAGAAUCCAGUGAACAAGAAAGUCUAUAUCUCUUGCACGGUUCAGUAGUGGCAGAUCAUGACUACAUUGGAUUGCCUGAUAUUCCAGUUGGAGCAUACCAAGCAAAUAUUCUGGUGGAAGAUGCAACUAUUGGUAUAGUUGAUAAUGAAUUACUGACAUCAAGCAAGGAUCGUGAACUAUUAGAAUAUAGAAAUACGAAAAUCUCUCCAUUGAUAGAUGAUCACAGUACUCUUGAAAAGCAGACUUUCAGUCUGUUGGACUCUUCAAACCAGGUUCUUGAAUACUUAAGUUAGUAAAUACCAAAAUUUAUUUAAAGUGCUUGUUUAGAAUGUAUAAACUCUUAAUGAUAUCUUAUUCAUUAAAAACGGUUGUAUAGAAGAAA